This is a messenger RNA of Colletotrichum acutatum, 1185 nucleotides long. RefSeq lists its product as uncharacterized. The transcript is spliced from 7 exons. The record is from RefSeq and is a predicted model, not a curated record. NCBI's taxonomy places the organism in Eukaryota, Fungi, Ascomycota, Sordariomycetes, Glomerellales, Glomerellaceae. Bases 1 to 1185 code for a protein of 394 amino acids.
AUGUCGACCACCGAUCUCACAGAACCAGCUGCGCAGGCUGCCGCUGCAGCUGCCGCCGAGGCAGGUCGACAGUUCACGAUCGAGGCGUGGACACUUUAUGGCAUCGGAGUGAUCGUCACGGCCUUGAGGACCUACGCCAGAGCGAAGGCCGUCGGGUUCCGAAAUUUUCGGGCUGAUGACUACCUAGUGUGGGGAGCAGUUCUUUUCUACACUGUCCAGUCGACCCUAGCCUACUCCGUUGGCAACAUAGCUCAUGGACUCGCCAAUAAUGGCAUGACGGACGAAGAGCGAGCAGCACUAUCUACUAGUGAUCCGGAAUAUCAACUGAGAGUCAUCGGAUCGAAGAUUCAGAUUGCUGGAUGGACCACUUAUUCGGCACUUAUCUGGCUGCUGAAGCUUGCGAUGUUGGUCUUCUACCUUCGACUUACGGUACUGCCCCUCUGCAAUCUAAUCCCAUCAUACUCGUCGACUGACACAUGCCGUCUAGGUCGUCGAUAUCGCAUGCGCAUCUGGAUCGGCUUCGGUCUGGUGAUCGGGACAUUCGUCGCCUCUCUUGGAGCAGUAUUCUUGUCGUGCAUUCCAUUCAGCAAGUAUUGGCAAAUCAGCCCGGACCCCGGUAAUUCCUGUCAAGCUGCCGUAUCGUUACCAAUCAUCUGGACCUCUUUCGCUGCGAACGUCUCGACCGAUAUAUAUCUUAUCCUAAUUCCUAUCCCUCUGCUGUGGGAGUCAACAUUGAGGCUCGUCAAGAAGAUUGCAUCAACCAUUGUGCUUGGUGCAGGCAUCUUCGUCCUGGUCUGUGCCACGCUGAAGAGCAUAUUCGUCCUCGUGGAUCCCGUCAACGGUGCCCAACUUGCCGGCACAUGGGGUACUCGCGAAACCUUCGUCGCGGUCGUCACCACCAACCUUCCUAUGAUCUUCCCUCUCAUCAGAACAUAUCUCAAGCCUCUUUGGCCUAAUGUCUUACGAUCAUCCAAAAACACGAAGAAGGCAUACAAAACACCGAGCGGUUUCCGAACCAUUGGUGGCGGCCAUGGGGAUUCCUCGCGCCGGACUGGUCCUCCAAGCGCAAACCCCCCUACAACUUCCCUCUCGCCUAAUUUUUCUUGGCAUCUGCUCCUCUACCGCAUCUGCUCCGAGCGGAUCUGCCACAGGGUCCGUCUUGACAGCCCUUGCAGAAGAAGCUAG